UGAAUAAAUACAAUUCUCAAUUGCAUUGUUUUAUACGGCGACAGUUGUUAAAAAUAUCAUUGAUUUUUUUACCCUCAAUAGUUUACAUACACUUAUUACUUUUGCUUGCUCAAUUUAAAUACACGGGGUUAAAAUUUGCAAUUUAUUAGUUUCCAUAACUAAUGGAGUCAAUCGAAAUAAAAAACAUCAAUAAAUAUAUCGAGUUUGAAAAACAAAAGUUUAUAACUAAGUAUGGUAACCCAAAUAUGGACGUUAUUCCAGUAUCCGAUUUGGUGUUUGCUCAAAAGCUAUGGACGGGUAGUUUCGGCCAUGUGGUGUUGGCUCGACAUUGUGCUACCGGUGAGUUAAAAACUGUGAAAGCAGUAAGUGCUAGAGUGGCAUCCACUUCACCGAGAAAUGUGAACGCCGACCGAAAUGUUAUGGCGGCGAUGGGUACGUUCCCAUUCACAGUCCGAUUGGAAUGCUGGGCGGCAGACGCUGAAUGGUUGUACUUCAUCAUGCCCAUGGUUUCUAUCGGUACUCUAUUCGAGCUGGUGUCUGAAUACGGAAGGCUCAGCGAGAACGUGGUCCGUUUUUUCUCAGCUCAGAUUUUGCUAGGAAUUGAAUUCUUGCACGCUACAGGUCUGGUGCAUCGAAAUCUCAAGCCUGAGAAUGUGCUGGUCAACGUCAAUGGUUAUGUGCGGCUAUCAGGGUUCGGUGAAAGUAAGCUGAUUGGGCGGGCCAGUCGCACAUAUUCUUUGUGUGGUACUCCCGAUUACAUGCCACCUGAGAUGGUUGGGUUCCGUGGCUAUGGUUUGGCCGUAGAUUACUGGAGCCUGGGCAUCAUGCUAUAUGAGAUGGCAGCUGCACGUCCACCGUUUAUAGGACCAGACGUCGGAGUGUUGUUUGGGCGAAUCUUGAGAGGUGAAUACCGAAUGGAUAACAUGUUCAGCCCACCACUCCGAAACCUGAUUCAAAAUUUAGUUCAAACCGACUUGACCAAACGAUUAGGUAAUUUGAAAAAUGGAAUUUCCGAUAUUAAGAAUCAUACGUGGUACAGCGCUAUUAAUUGGUUGCAGAUAAUUAAUCAAAAAACGGAGUCACCUUUUAGACCAACUAACACCAGAUUUUUACCACCAGACUACGCAGAACUGAAGUUGCGGAAAAAUGACAACGAAUUUUUUGAUUUUUAAUUUUAAUUAAUGUUUUUAUUUAUUUAUUUAUUUAUUUUUAAGUAGGUAUAUAGAAAUAUAUGAAGAAAAAUGCAGCAAAAUAUUGUAUAUUUUAGUAAAUAUUACUGAAUUGUACCGCUGACAAGGCGUGAUUUGCGUAUUGUAUUGCAUUAUAAUAAUUCAGUUAUUAAAAUAAUAAUAAAUAUUA
Molecule: messenger RNA, 1359 nt
Organism: Aphis gossypii (cotton aphid)
Lineage: Eukaryota; Metazoa; Arthropoda; Insecta; Hemiptera; Aphididae
Product: cAMP-dependent protein kinase catalytic subunit beta-like
Exons: 4
Coding region: 162-1172 (336 amino acids)
Biological process (GO): peptidyl-serine phosphorylation; signal transduction
Cellular component (GO): cAMP-dependent protein kinase complex
Molecular function (GO): cAMP-dependent protein kinase activity; ATP binding
Source: RefSeq, a predicted model, not a curated record